AUGGCUGACCCCACGCGCCUUGGAGUUUCCUACCUGCCAGGCUCAGGGAACGAGCUGACCGGCAGCACAGGGUGCUUCGUGUGGCCACAUCAUUACGGUGCAGUGUCUCCUUGGCCGUCCAGGGCGCCUCCCCGCCCAGCCCCUGGCGUCCCCCGGAAGCCCGGGCAGAGGCCUUGCCUGCGCCUUGCUCAAACCUCAGCAGAAGAGGAAGUUGACCCAGCGGCCGGCUCCUUUGAGGCCUUCCUGCACCGCAUCCGGCAGAACGCGGCGGACUCCGUGGAGAAGGGGCUCACGGAUGAGAACGUCAAGAUCCUCUUCUCCAACAUCGAGGACAUCCUGGAGGUGCACAAGGACUUCCUGUCCGCCCUGGAGUGCUGCCUGCACCCGGAGCCGCAGUCUCAGCACGAGCUGGGCAACGUGUUCCUCAGAUUCAAGGACAAGUUCUGCGUCUACGAGGAAUACUGCAGCAACCACGAGAAGGCCCUGCGGCUGCUGGUGGAGCUCAACAAGGCCCCCGCCGCCCGCGCCUUCCUCCUGAGCUGUAUGCUGCUGGGAGGCCGGAAGACCACGGACAUCCCCCUGGAGGGCUACCUGCUGUCUCCCAUCCAGCGGAUCUGCAAGUACCCGCUGCUGCUCAAGGAGCUGGCCAAGAGGACCCCGGGCAAGCACCCCGACCACCCGGCGGUGCAGAGCGCCCUGCAGGCCAUGAAGACUGUGUGCUCCAACAUCAACGAGACCAAGCGGCAGAUGGAGAAGCUGGAAGCCCUGGAGCAGCUGCAGUCCCACAUCGAGGGCUGGGAGGGCUCCAACCUCACAGACAACUGCACCCAGCUCCUCCUGCAGGGGACUUUGUUGAAAAUCUCUGCGGGUAACAUCCAGGAAAGGGCCUUCUUCCUGUUCGACAACCUCCUGGUCUACUGCAAGCGGAAGUCCAGGGUCACUGGGAGCAAGAAGUCCACCAAGAGGACCAAAUCCAUGAAUGGCUCCCUGUACAUCUUCAGGGGCCGGAUCAACACCGAGGUCAUGGAGGUGGAGAACGUGGAAGACGGGACAGCCGACUACCACAGCAACGGCUACACGGUCACCAAUGGCUGGAAGAUCCACAACACCGCCAAGAACAAGUGGUUCGUGUGCAUGGCCAAGACGGCCGAGGAGAAGCAGAAGUGGCUGGACGCCAUCAUCCGCGAGCGGGAGCAGCGCGAGAGCCUGAAGCUGGGCAUGGAGCGCGACGCCUACGUCAUGAUCGCGGAGAAGGGGGAGAAGCUGUACCACCUCAUGAUGAGCAAGAAGGUGAACCUCAUCAAGGACCGGCGCCGGAAGCUGAGCACCGUGCCCAAGUGCUUCCUGGGCAAAGCUUGGGGUUCGGAGGUUGGGCCUAGCAGGAUUUGCAGGGAUCACAGCAUCCAGGGUGACUUUGAGGCUGUGUGGCGGAGACCCCCGGGCCCCCCACAGGCGGAGCCAGACAGGUGGUCUGGGCCCCUCCUCCGCAGGUGCCUGGCCUGCGGGAGGUCUCCGGUGGCCCUGCACUGCAGGGGACCUGCGUUCCUCGUCUGCGCACUGGGGAAGUGGGGCCAGCCAGCCCACUGGGCACGGGUGGGGGCGGGGGGUGUGCCCGGCCUCACUGGCCCCUGGUUCCCUCCAGUUUCUGACAAGCACCAGUUCAAGAACGAGCAGGUGAUGUACCGUUUCCGCUAUGACGAUGGCACAUACAAGGCCCGGAGUGAGUUGGAGGACAUCAUGUCCAAGGGUGUGAGGCUGUACUGCCGCCUCCACAGCCUCUACACCCCGGUGAUCAAAGACCGUGACUACCACCUGAAGACCUACAAGUCCGUGCUGCCCGGGAGCAAGCUGGUCGACUGGCUGCUGGCCCAGGGAGACUGCCAGACGCGAGAGGAGGCCGUGGCGCUCGGCGUGGGCCUGUGCAACAACGGCUUCAUGCACCACGUGCUGGAGAAGAGCGAGUUCAAGGACGAGUCCCAGUACUUCCGCUUCCACGCUGACGAGGAGAUGGAGGGGACCAACAGCAAGAACAGACAGCUUCGAAAUGACUUCAAGCUGGUGGAGAACAUCCUGGCCAAGAGGCUGCUGAUCCUGCCCCAGGAGGAGGACUACGGCUUCGACAUCGAGGAGAAGAACAAGGCCGUGGUGGUGAAGUCGGUCCAGAGGGGCUCGCUGGCCGAGAUGGCCGGCCUGCAGGUGGGCAGGAGGAUCUACUCCAUCAACGAGGACCUGGUGUUCCUGCGGCCCUUCUCGGAGGUGGAGUCCCUCCUCAACCAGUGCUUCUGCUCCCGCCGCCCCCUGCGCCUCCUGGUGGCCACCAAGGCCAAAGAGACCAUCAAAGUCCCCGACCACCCAGAGGCCCUGUGCUUCCAGAUCCGAGGAGCCGCCCCGCCCUAUGUCUUCGCCGUGGGGAGAGGCUCCGAGGCCGCGGCUGCCGGACUGUGUGCCGGCCAGUGUGUCCUGAAGGUCAACGGCAACAGCGUGGCCAGCGAGGGUGCCCAGGAGGUCCUGGAGCACUUCCAGGCGUUCCGGAGUCGUGGAGAGGAGGCUCUGGGCCUCUACCACUGGAUCUACCACACCCACGAGGACGCCCAGGAGGCGCGAGCCAGCCAGGAGACCCCCGGAGAGGACCCGGGGGCCCAGGAGGACGACCAGCCAGACUCUGCCUGGCCCCUGCUGUCCCUGGGCCCACAGCUGAGCCUGCGCGAGGACGGGCCGGUGGUCAGCCUGACGGUGGACAACGUGAGCCUGGAGCACGGUGUGGUGUACGAGUACGUGAGCACGGCCGGCGUCAAGUGCCACGUGCUGGAGAGGAUCGUGGAGCCCCGCGGCUGCUUCGGCCUCGCCGCCAAGGUCCUGGAGGCCUUCGUGGCGGAGGACAGCACCUUCGUGCAGAACUGCGGACGGCUCAUGGCCAGGAGCAGCGCCAUCGUGACCAUGUCCCACUUCGAGUUUCGCAACAUCUGUGACACCAAGCUGGAGAGCAUCGGCCGGAGGAUCGCCUGCUACCAGAAGUUUGCAGCUCAGCUGAGGAGCCGGGUCAGCCCGGCCUUCAAGCAGGCAGCCCUGGAGCCCCACCCCCUGUGCGGCCUGGACUUCUGCCCCACCAACUGCCACGUCAACCUCAUGGAGGUGUCCUACCCCAAGACCACCCCCUCGGUUGGCAGGUCCUUCAGCAUUCGCUUCGGUCGCAAGCCCUCCCUCAUCGGCCUUGACCCUGAGCAAGGCCACCUGAACCCCAUGUCCUACACCCAGCACUGCAUCACCACCAUGGCCGCCCCGUCCUGGAAGUGCCUGCCUGCUGUGGACGGGGACCCCGACGGCCAGGCCCUCAACGACAGCCUCGGGCCCCCCAGCGGGGCCCUGGGCCAGGAGGACCGGGGCCUGAGCUUCCUGCUGAAGCAGGAGGACCGUGAGGUGCAGGACGCCUACCUGCAGCUCUUCACCAAGCUGGAUGUGGCCCUCAAGGAGAUGAAGCAGUACGUCACCCAGAUCAACAGGCUGCUGUCCACCAUCACGGAGCCCACCCCUGGCGGGGCCUGUGACCCGCCCCUGGCUGAGGAGGCCUCCUCCUCCUCACUGGUCAGCGAGGAGAGCGAGAUGGACAGGACUGACCAUGGGGGCAUCAAGAAAGUGUGCUUCAAGGUGUCCGAGGAAGACCAGGAGGACUCGGGCCACGAUACCAUGAGCUACCGUGACUCCUACAGCGAGUGCAACAGCAACCGGGACUCGGUCCUGUCCUACACCAGCGUGAGAAGCAACAGCUCCUACCUGGGCAGCGACGAGAUGGGGUCCGGGGACGAGCUGCCCUGUGACAUGCGCAUCCCAUCAGACAAGCAGGACAAGCUCCAUGGCUGCCUGGAGCACCUCUUCAACCAGGUGGACGCCAUCAACACGCUGCUCAAGGGGCCGGUGAUGGGCAGGGCGUUCGAGGAGACCAGGCACUUCCCCAUGGAGCACAGUCUCCAAGAGUUCAAACAGAAAGAAGAGUGUAUGGUCCGUGGCCGGAGCUUGAUCCAGAUCAGCAUCCAGGAGGACCCCUGGAACCUGCCCAGCUCCAUCAAGACCCUGGUGGACAACAUCCAGAGAUACGUGGAAGAUGGGAAGAACCAGCUGCUCCUGGCCUUGCUGAAGUGCACAGACACUGAGCUGCAGCUGCGCAGGGACGCCAUCUUCUGCCAGGCCCUGGUGGCCGCGGUGUGCACCUUCUCAGAGCAGCUGCUGGCGGCCCUCAGCUACCGCUACAACAACAACGGCGAGUACGAGGAGAGCAGCCGGGACGCCAGCCGCAAGUGGCUGGAGCAGGUGGCCGCCACCGGGGUUCUGCUGCACUGCCAGUCCCUGCUGGCGCCAGCCGCAGUGAAGGAGGAGCGCACCAUGCUGGAGGACAUCUGGGUGACCCUGUCGGAGCUGGACAACGUCAGCUUCUCCUUCAAGCAGCUGGAUGAGAACUACGUGGCCAACACCAACGUCUCUUACCACAUCGAGGGCGGCCGGCAGGCGCUGAGGGUGGUCUUCUGCCUCGACAGCUACCACUUCUCCAAGCUGCCCUCCCGCCUGGAGAGCGGGGCCAGCCUCCGCCUGCACACCGUGCUUUUCACGAAAGCCCUGGAGAACGUGGAGGGGCCGUCUCCUGCGGGCAGCCAGGCAGCAGAGGACCUGCAGCAGGAAGUCAAUGCCCAGUCCCUGGAGAAGGUCCAGCAGUACUACCGCAAGCUCAGGGCGUUUUACCUGGAGCGGUCUAACCUGCCCACGGACGCCAGCACCACGGCCGUGAAGAUAGACCAGCUGAUCCGCCCCAUCAACGCCCUGGACGAGCUCUGCCGCCUCAUGAAGUCCUUGGUGCACCCCAAACCUGGGGCCGGCGGGAGCUUCGGUGCCAGCCUCAUCCCCGUCUCCUCGGAGCUCUGCUACCGCCUGGGGGCCUGUCAGAUGGCCCUGUGCGGCACCGGCAUGCAGAGGAGCACCCUGAGCGUGUCCCUGGAGCAGGCGGCUAUCCUGGCGCGGAGCCAUGGGCUGCUGCCCAAGUGCAUCAUGCAGGCGACGGACAUCAUGCGGAAGCAGGGCCCCAGAGUAGAGAUUCUGGCCAAAAACCUCCGAGUCAAGGAUCAGAUGCCCCAGGGCGCUCCGCGCCUCUACCGCCUCUGCCAACCUCCAGUGGACGGAGACCUCUGAACACCACGGGUCACCGCUCAGCUGCACCCACGGAGCCACGGAGUGAGGGGACCCAGCAGGCCAUGCCACAGGCAGCAAAAAAUGGCCCGAGGCUCCUGCCCAGCUGUCCCUGGCCAGCCCCCUGCACUGCUGCGAGGACAGGGCCCACUCAGCCAUGACUGCCCACCACCCUGGGCCGCACAUUCUCCACCCUGGGCACCGGGCUCCAGGGCUUGUGGAGCUCACAGUGCAGCCAGGCUCCGGACUCCAUCCCAGUCCUAGGGACAGUGUCAAGGUGCUGCCCUGGGAGGCCUGUGGACAGCUCCCUGGGGAUGGCGCCACUGCACUUUGAACCAGACCACAUCCCAGGGCCCGUGCCGUCUUCGCCCGAGCUUCCCGCGCACCCCUAACCUUACUAACCAGCUCGGUGGACUCAGGGCACCUGGCCUCGGCCAGGAAGGAGAGAAGGACAGGCGUAGCUCCUGCCACUGGAGGACACGCAAGAGCCACACCAGCUAAUGACGUCACUCACCGCCAUCGGAACUGGAGCCGCCAGCCCUGGGCCGAGACGCACUCGGACUUAUUUAUAUGGCGUGACGUCUCUGGUGUUUUAUUUUAUUUUUUGUUGUCGUUGCCGUCUUCGAGAUUUUUCUAAGGUUGUAUAAUUAUAUAUUUGACAUUUUAAGUUUCAAAGAAAGGCAUAUUGUCUAACAGGGACCAAUGUGAGGUAGUAUUGCAGUUUUACCCAGUUCUACUAAAAAAGAAAAACUAAAUUAUUGAAAAGUUUAAGAACA
Molecule: messenger RNA, 5948 nt
Organism: Ictidomys tridecemlineatus (thirteen-lined ground squirrel)
Lineage: Eukaryota; Metazoa; Chordata; Mammalia; Rodentia; Sciuridae
Source: RefSeq, a predicted model, not a curated record